GCUGUGACAGUAAAGGGAGCAGAGCUGAGAACAGCAGUCUGGUCUCCAGCUCCUGUGCACAGUACUCCUCCCUGACUUCCUAUCCAGACUCCAGGAGAUGGGAUCAGCCUCCUCCUCUGCCUACGUACCAAAGGUUAUCUACUUGGAGAAAGACAAUGUUCCACACAAGAUAAUGUUCAGCAGACAUUGCAGACCCAGUGACAUUAAAGAGCUGUUAUGUACAACUGUUGGCCUUCCCAGGAACACACUGAUCAUGCUCAUGGACCAAAACAAUGCUAUUAUAUCCAUAGACCCAACUAUGCCAACUAACUCAGCAAGUUCUCCUUACAAAGUGGUCCCUCUCAGUGAUAGACAGCUCACAGAAGAAGAAGACUUGAUGCAAAAUGUUCUGACACAAGUUGCCGACCAGUUUUCAAGAAUUUUCAAAGUCAAUGACCUGAAAACUGAAAUCUCAAGCAGGUUGGCAGCAUUGGAAAAGAGGGUUGAAUUGGAAGGUUUAAAGGUGGUGGAAAUAGAGAAAUGUAAGAAUGAUCUGAAGAUACUUAAGGAUGAAUUGUCAUUGAGCAGCAGAUCAAACACAUCUUGCAAACACACAAUCGUGGAGGAGCCUAUAAAACUGACUCUGCAACGUGAUGUUCCAAAAUAUCCAAAGUACACACUCUCUCAGGAGACUAUCGAAGCACUGAAGAAGCCAACUUUUGAUGUGUGGCACUGGGAAUACAAUGAGAUGCUCAGCUGUCUGGAAUACAUGUACCAUGAUCUGGGACUGGUGCAAGAGUUUAACAUGAACCCUAUCACACUGAAACGCUGGCUGCUCAGCAUUCAGGAGAACUAUCGGAACAAUCCCUUCCACAACUUCCGGCACUGUUUCUGUGUGACGCAGAUGAUGUAUGGUAUGAUCCAUCUAUGCAAUCUACAGGAGAGACUGAGUCUGACAGAUUUGGUGAUCUUAAUGACGGGAGCUAUAUGCCAUGAUCUCGAUCACCCUGGAUAUAACAAUGCGUACCAGAUCAAUGCCCGCACUGAGCUUGCUGUCCGUUACAAUGACAUUUCUCCCCUGGAGAACCAUCACUGUGCUGUCGCUUUCCAGAUCCUUUCGCAGCCAGAAUGCAACAUCUUCGCUAAUGUGGACCCAGAAGUCUUCAAACAGAUCAGACAGGGCAUUAUUACACUUAUCUUGGCAACAGACAUGGCUCGACAUGGAGAGAUAUUGGACUCAUUCAAACCAAAAGUUGCCACCUUUGACUUCUUGAAUGAAGAACAUAAGAUCAGUCUGAAAAUGCUUCUCAUCAAAUGCUGUGAUAUUUCCAAUGAAGUGCGGCCGACAGAAGUGGCAGACCCUUGGGUUGAUUGCUUGCUUGAAGAAUACUUUACACAGAGUGACAGGGAGAAAUCUGAAGGUCUCCCAGUAGCUCCAUUCAUGGAUCGUGAUAAGGUUACAAAGCCCACAGCUCAGAUUGGAUUCAUCAAGUUUGUCCUCAUACCAACAUUUGAAACACUGAUGAAAUUAUUCCCACAGAUUGAAGAAGCCAUGGUACAGCCUCUGCGAGAUUCUAGAGAUCGCUAUGAAGAGCUGAAACAGAUUGAUGAUGCCAUGAAUGAGUUGAAGAAGAAAACAGAAAAUAUCCCCCUUGGAUGGAAGAAGAAAUGAUUUCCUUUGAUUACAAACUACACUUACAGUUCUGAAUCUUACAGCUGACUUGAAGAAAAUGUUGGAUAAUGAUCUAACAACUAUCAAAUUGAGUGAAUUCAUGUCAAUUUAUCCUUUAACUACAGCGAAUAGACAAAGAUAAACUGUAAAAUCACAGUUAAACCCAAGCAAAACUUGAAGCAUAAAUCAACAUUUUCCCACUGAAUAUUUUGGAAAUUGGUUGAAUCAUAUUAGGACAUUUUUGUUUUUAAAAGGUUUUGCAGUAUAGGGAAGAACAAAAAUCAGUCAGUCUCAGAAUUUAGGAAAUUUAUACUAAUUUGACAACAAAAAAUCGUCAUUUUUAAUUAGAAGCAAUAGGAAAAGUUGUAUUUGCCUCUGAAGUGGAUUCUCCAACGUACGAGGAACAUUGGUAUUCAGAACUGUAAUAAGUAAACUUCCUUUCCCCCUACCAUUCCGUCACCCUAAUAAAUACUAUUGCAAUUACCCAAAAUUCUGGAACAUUCUUGCAUUGUGCCAAGAGACAUUCAUUGCCAUAGAAUCCCUACAGUGCAGAAACAGGUCAUACGGCCCAUCAAGUCUGCACUAACCCUCCAAAGAGCAUCCCACCCAGACCCGCUCUCCACCAUAUCCCUGUAUUAAUCAUAGCUAAUCUCCCUAGCUUACACAUCUUUGGACACUAUGGGCAAGUUAGCGUAGCCAAUCAAUUUAACAUGCACGUCCUUGGACCGUGGGACGAAACCUGAACAAUCAGAGGAAACCCACAUAGACACAGGGAGAAUGUGCAAGCUCCACACAGACAGUUGCCCAGAUGGAGGAAUUGAACCUACGUCCCUGGUAACGUGAAGCAGCCGUGCUAACCACUGAGCCAUCGUGUGAUCCAGUUGUGGAAAAGCUGCUCAAUGUCCCCACAGUGCUGUCUUUCCUGUUCCUGAGACUGACAGGAUAACUAAAUUAACUACAAACAGAUAAAUGAGAUAUUUUCUGAACCAGCUACAUUUGAAAAGUCAUUCUAUAAAAUCAAUAGCUCAACAACUGAAAAUCACAACCAAUAAUACACCACCUAAAGCAAUAGUUUACUCACCAAUAUGUCUUACUGUCUGUAGAUUUAACGGCACAUCAAAAUAGAUGUAAUUAAUUUUGUAAGACUAGAUUGUUUUCAAUUUAAAUGUGAU
Molecule: messenger RNA, 2823 nt
Organism: Stegostoma tigrinum
Lineage: Eukaryota; Metazoa; Chordata; Chondrichthyes; Orectolobiformes; Stegostomatidae
Gene: pde9ab
Product: phosphodiesterase 9ab
Exons: 19
Coding region: 98-1651 (517 amino acids)
Biological process (GO): cGMP catabolic process
Molecular function (GO): 3',5'-cyclic-GMP phosphodiesterase activity
Source: RefSeq, a predicted model, not a curated record